Messenger RNA from Cheilinus undulatus (humphead wrasse), 14459 nucleotides. RefSeq names its product trinucleotide repeat-containing gene 6C protein-like. Gene Ontology annotation, molecular function: RNA binding; protein binding. Gene Ontology annotation, cellular component: nucleoplasm; P-body. Lineage: Eukaryota; Metazoa; Chordata; Actinopteri; Labriformes; Labridae. The record is from RefSeq and is a predicted model, not a curated record. Gene Ontology annotation, biological process: positive regulation of nuclear-transcribed mRNA poly(A) tail shortening; miRNA-mediated post-transcriptional gene silencing.
AUGGAAACGCCGAGGGGGAGGAGGGGUGGAGCGCUGGGAGGGGGAGAGGGACAGUUUGUUUUGUUAUUGAAGGUCACGUGGCCAGGUGAAGCUCCGCCCCCCGUUACCACCGAUUCAACCGUCGCGAGCUGCUGCUCCGGUCAGUUACUACAAAAUGGCUGCAGAGGCUCCGCCGCCGACGAGAACCUCCUGAACGCUUCACGCUGUGAGAAGAAGCAGAAAACACAAGAAGAGAACCAUUUGAUGGAAGAUAAGAAAAAGAAAAAGCAAGACGAGAAGAAAAAGAAAGAAGGUGCUCAGAAAAAGGCCACAGAACAGAUAACCAAAGUGCCAGACUCUGCCAAGCCGGACCCCGCCCCUCCUCUUCCCCCCGUCAACCCCAGUGCCGCCCCACCUGCACCCUCGAGCAGUGGCAAUGGCAAGCGCGCCCCAUCCGGAGGUCAGCCGCAGACAGCUCAGCAGCCCCAGACUCCGCUCCAGCAGCGCUACCCGCCCAGAGAGGUUCCCCCACGCUUCCGUCAGCAGGAGCACAAGCAGCUGUUAAAGAGAGGCCAGCCUCUUCCCCCGGGGACUCUGGCUCUCACCAAUACGGGACGUCCCGCCACUACUGAACCUGCAGCAGCAGUAGCCAUACACUCCUCUCCCUCCUGCUCCUCUCCCUCCACAGCCAGCCUUGCUACAGAACUGCCCCCACAGAGUGGCCAGGGAGCCCAGUAUGAGAAUCCCCUCUGGGGACACCUGCCAGCCAACAGGAGUGCCACAAGUGCUGCAUCUUCCACCAAUCUCAGUGGCUGGGAUCAAUUGAUCAUUGACCAGAAGGACACAGAGGCUUGGCCUUCUAUUACCCUCAGCCAGAGCCAGGCCCCUCCAGGAGGAUGCCCUUUGGACACUGACCCUGGUCGCCUGACCAGCAGCAGCAGCAGCAGUAGUACUAGUAGUAGUUGUAGUACAGUGAUUAUGGCCACAGGGGCUAAUAGCCAGACUGGCCACUUCCCUGCCAACCAACUUAGCAGCAAGGCCAACAGUGGGCCCAGCCCUGCCAGUCAUACUGGAACCAGCAUGCUCUCCAGCCAAGUUGCAGCCAGUCGCAGCUGGGGCUCUGGGCCUGGACCCUCCCAUUGCCCUCCUCAGUCCUCAGUAGGGAGUGAAGGGAAGAGUGACAACCCAGUGGGGGGAGGAGGCAGCAGGGGCUGGGGCUCUUCUUCCUCAUCUUCCACCAACAACUUUAACUUGAACCUAAACCCUUCAGCCAACCCUUCAGCCUGGCCUGUGCUAGGGCACGAUGGGGGCGGCACAGGGGGAGGCAGCUCAGGGGGAGCCAACACCAUUUCAACUCCUCAACCCACACCCAAUCUCUGUAAUCCAUCUGGCCCCCCACCAGCCCAGACCAGCACUUGUACUGGAGCCAACACUAACAGCAACUCCUCUGUGAUUGGCAGCGCCUGGGGUAGCAUGAUGGCCUCUGACUCCUCAGAGCCUCACUCCUCCCCAUCCACGAAUGUGUCUUUCAGUUCAGAACCUCAGAACCUUAAAACUGAUGGACCAAAUCACACUAAUAAACAGGAACCCCCCAGCCCUAUCCGCAGCCUGCCUGGCUGGGGUAGUGCACCUGUAGGAUUAAGUCCCAUGGGCCAGCCCUCAUUGGGGGGCCCACAGGUCAAUGGAGAAGAAGGUAGCUCAGUAUGGGGUAACAGUGAUGACUCAAAAGCAUCUUCAUCGAAGGAGGCUUCUGGCUGGGACUCUGGCUGGGGCGAUGGAGGUAGUGGAGCAGGAAACUCUGGAGGCUGGGGGGACCAGCCUGGGAGAUGUUGGGGAAAGCAGCACACUGAAGAGACUCAGGGGGGCUGGGAUGCCCCCAGCUCUCCUCCCCAGGAUGCACAGGGUAGUCCCUGGAGCAGAGCUGUAAGCACAGCUGGUGCCAGUGAAGGGAGCAGUGACAGCAUGGAAGGACAUCCCCGGCAAAGAGAGCGUUCAAGCAGAGCGGCUCCUCUGCUGCCCGCUCAGGAUCUGGACCCCAGGGUUUUGUGUAACACUGGCUGGGGACAGACCCCUGUUCGUCAACAUACCUCCUGGGACAUGGAUGAUACUAAAGGCAAGAAUGAAGGCUCUGAAUCAUGGGGCUCCGGCCCUAGCACCCCAAGUGACACCCAAGGGCCCUCCAACACUAGCAUGGGCCCCUCACAGAGGACUGACCCUGGGAGCAAAACUGAUGUGCCUGGUUCUCAGGGAGCUUCAGGUUGGGGUGGAGGCAUAUCAGCAUCCAGCCAGCCCAGCUCUGGUUGGGGAGAGCAACCCAACAGCAUUAAACCCCAGAGUGGCCCCAGUGGUUGGGGGACUCCUCCAACAGCAGGCCCCCCAACCGGUAUGGCCAAGAAUGGGGGACAGGCCUGGGGAGAGGAGAAGUCUACUGGAUGGGAUGAUCCUCAAAUCAAGACAGCAUCCCAGGGCUGGGGAGAUCAGCCCAAAUCGUCUCACAGCUGGGGCAGCAGUGGAGGGAGCAAUAAUUCAGGGGACUGGAGAGAAGCAGAAGAGAGCAAGAAGAGUCCCACCAACCCGGGGUGGGAUGGGGAAGCAGGAGGCUUGAAGGAAAACCCUCGGGGUUGGGGAAUGUCUUCUUCAGGACCUGGGAUGUCUGGAGCCGGAGGGAACGGGGGCUGGGGUGAGCCAGUCUGUCAGCGCCCCAGUGGUCCUCCCCAAGGUUGGGGGAGCAAGCCCCAGGAUGGGCCCAGUGGAAGUAGCGGAGGAGGAAGCAUGGGCUCUUGGGGUGGCUCAGGCUCUGUGAAGCAGGGCAGUGGCUGGGCUGGAAACAAGCAGGAAUCCUCAACUGAGCCCACCGGCUGGGAGGAGCCCUCUCCGCCCUCAAUCCGCCGUAAGAUGGAGAUAGAUGACGGGACUUCAGCUUGGGGCGAUCCCGGUACCUACAACAAAGCAGUCAACCUUUGGGACAGGAACAAUCCAGGAAUGUCCCAGGCCAAAGUCCCUCCUGGAGGCAAUAACCCCCUUGGCUCCAACAACAACCACCCCCCUUCUCACAAUCACAACUAUCACGGGCCAUCUGCACCUUUACAGAACCACAACCAGAACUCCCAAAACCAAGGGCCAACCAGUGGACCUAUGGAUCCUGUUGUACCACACCAGUCUGGACCAUCCCACAAUCGGGGUCCCCUGAUAAGUCAAGGUUGGGGAGAGCUCCCCAGCUCCCACACUAAAUCAGAGAGCUCGUGGGGAGAACCUGCACCCGCUCCAGUCAGUGUGGACAACGGGACGUCUGCCUGGGGCAAACCUACGGGCAGCUGUGGAGGCUGGGGGGACAACAACCCUGACAGCUACGGCAGGGGCAACCCGGCGAUGAUAUCUGCAUCUUGCAAACCUGCCCCCAAACCUAUGCAAGAUGGAUGGGGAGGUGGAGGUGAAGAGCUGAACCUGUCGGGGGGUCAGUGGGAUGCUGAGGACGGAGACAUGUGGAACAGCACUGCCUCCCAGGAAAGCAACUCCUCCUGCAACUCCUGGGGCAAUGCAUCGAAAAAAGCCCCACAGAAGGUUAAAGUUCCAGUGAAGCAAGAAGAUGCCUGGAUCAUGAACCGUCUCAUCAAACAGCUCACAGAUAUGGGCUUCCCUAGGGACCCAGCAGAGGAGGCUCUGAAGAGCAACAAUAUGAACCUGGACCAGGCCAUGAGCGCCCUGCUGGAGAAAAAGACGGAGCUAGACAAGCGAGGCAUGGGGAUAACCGGCCAUGACUACAACAACGGGCUCAUCAACAAGCCCAUGAGCUGCCCUCGGCCUCCGCUUCUUUCCAAAGAUCCCUCAGCAGACCCCCGCUUGCCCUUCAUGGAUAAGCAGAUGCAGAGUGGAAUGUUUGGCGGUGGUGGAGCAGCACAAGCCCGGGCCAUGCAGCAGCCUCAGCCGCCUCCUCAGCCGCCAGUGCCGCCUCUCAGUUCCUCUCAGCCUAGUCUACGUGCUCAAGUGCCUCAGUUUCUCUCCCCUCAGGUUCAAGCACAGCUCUUACAGUUUGCAGCAAAAAACAUUGGUCUGAAUCCUGCACUUUUAACCUCACCAAUAAACCCUCAACAUAUGACCCUUCUGAAUCAACUUUACCAGCUGCAACUGGCAUACCAGCGUUUACAAAUUCAGCAGCAGAUGUUGCAGGCGCAACGUAACGUUUCUGGCCCCAUUCGACAACAAGAGCAGCAAGUUGCACGUACAAUCAACAACAUGCAGCAGCAGAUCCAGCAGCACCAGCGUCAGCUGGCCCAGGCUCUGCUGAUGAAGCAGCAGCAACAACAGCAGCCACCCCCGUCCCACUCUGGCCUUCAUCCUGGCGGGGCUAAAUCCACCCUGGAUUCAUUUCCAGGUCACCCCCAGGCUCCAGGCCUCCCUGACCUGCAGACCAAAGAGCCGCAGUCAUCUCCAAACACCUACAGCCCCUACUCUCUCUCUGGACUGAAUCAAAACAUGAAUGUAAACUGCAUGGAGGUGGGAGGUCUGUCCCUGAAGGAUCCUCCUCAGCCUCAGUCCCGCCUGUCACAGUGGACGCAUCCAAACUCCAUCGAGAGCCUCUCUGGAAGCUCCUCUCCUCUCGAGCCCAACCUUGGCAAACAUGGUGCCAACCUGGGCCCUCCUGGAAAGCCUCAUCAGCUGGAAGACUCCUACAGCCCCUACAACCUGAUGUCCAGCUCAGAGUCUCCCACCAGCCCCCUCGUCCCCCCAGACAGCUGGGGGCAGGGCAAGAGCAGCAGUGACAAGAUGGCCAACGGGACCAAUAUCAACUGGCCACCAGAGUUCUGCCCCGGUGUUCCCUGGAAGGGUCUCCAGAAUAUCGACCCUGAAACCGACCCCAACGUGACACCCGGCAGUGUCCCCAGUGGGCCAACCAUCAACACCAACAUCCAAGAUGUCAACCGCUACCUGCUGCGGGACAGAAGUGGAGGCAAACUGUCGGAGAUGAAAUCUACGUGGUCUCCGGGCCCUAUUUCUCACAGCCAGGCCCCUCUGUCCCACGAGCUGUGGAAGGUCCCACAGGGCCCUCGGGGCAGCAACACGGCUCCCUCCCGCCCCCCGCCUGGUCUCACCAACACCAAGCCUUCGUCUACCUGGGGGGGGAACUCGCUGGGUUUGGCUCAAGGCUGGAGCAGCUCCUACACCACAGGCACCACGUGGAGUACUGACAGCUCCAACAGGACCAGUAGCUGGCUGGUUCUGAGGAACCUCACUCCACAGAUCGAUGGUUCAACUCUGCGGACGCUAUGCAUGCAGCACGGCCCCCUCAUCACAUUCCACCUCAACCUGACGCAGGGCAACGCCGUGGUGCGCUACAGCUCCAAGGACGAAGCUGCCAAGGCUCAGAAGUCCCUGCACAUGUGUGUGCUCGGGAACACCACCAUCCUGGCAGAGUUUGCUGGGGAAGAGGAGGUGAACCGCUUCUUUGCACAGGGCCAGCUGCUGGGCGGGACGACCAGCUGGCAGGCCACUCCAGGCACCAAUCAGACAAGGAUGGGCGGGACCGGGUCUGGAGCUUCACAUCCUAUUGGUCACUCGCCCCACUGGAAUAACAAUAACAGCAGUGGCGGCAGCAGCAGCAGCAGCAGUAGCAGCAGCGGAGCAAAGACGGGCGGCGAGUUGCUGUGGGGAGGUGUGCCGCAGUACUCCAGCCUGUGGGGACCCCCGAGCGGAGAGGAGGGACGGGUCGUGGGGAGUCCGACCCCGAUCAACACGCUGCUGCCUGGAGACCUGCUCAGUGGGGAGUCUAUGUAGGAAUGAAACAGGAUGGAAAACUUUGCAAAUCAUUGUGGAGAUAAUCAGUGUGGGUGUGACGGUGAAAAGGAGCGACGAAAGGAGGACGAGGCUUCAUCUUCGCUGCUCAUCCUCGCCGACCUCUUCGACUCCUUUUAACAUUUCAUUUGCAGUUUCUUCUGUGAAUCUUUGUGGGAAUUUUCUCACUUUUGGAGACACAGGAGGAAAACUUUCAUUCAACAAAGAAAGAGAACUUUUUACAACUUUGGAGAACUCGCUGUGUGAAACUUGUACUUUAGUCAAACUGACACAAUGACGAGCUGCCAUCCUGAAACUUGCGUAAUCCCUCUCUGCCUUUUGAGGCAAUCAUACCGCACCUCAGAGACCCAUUUUAAGGCAUCAUUCCCAAAGUUAAAAACCUUCAAUCAGAGUGGUUGUCGACCUUUCAGCUGGUCCAGACUCAACAUUUGUUUCUCUCAGCACUAAUAUUAGCCUUAACCUCUCUCCUGCCCUGCUAUCCUCACUCACUCUGUACUUGGUGAAGAAGCAUACGGACACUUGCACACCCUUAUUUCUGAGCCAGUUAAACCUGAGUGGAGAGUACAUGCUGCUGCGGAUUUACACGAACAACCACAGCUCACAACUUCAGUGCAUUUUUGCAAGCGGAUCGAUCGGAUUCCCCCACAACACGCUCAAAGGGAAUGAUGCAACUGUGUCCAAGCCAUUUAUUUUUGUAGUGGUUUUUGUUUUUAUGUUUGAAUUUUCUUCUUAAACCAUUGCAAACAAAGCUAAAAACUGAUACUCAAAUGUGUCUGUCAAUCUUACCUGGUGGGGUGAGAGUUUUAGGGGUCGUCAUGUGAACAUUCAAAGACGGGAUGGAUGACAUAAAUGAACCACUGCUAUUACUACGGAACUGUAAAGACAAAUAACUUCAAUGCACCUCAACUUUCUGCGAGAAACUCGCAGUUUGGUCUCAAUCUGUCGCACCUCCUACCAGUGUGUAGUCCCCCGAUUCUCUCUUCCGCUCCACCUGCAAAAACACCAUUUCAAGUGACGUGCAAUAUAAGCCACAGACUCUACCGUCCAAGCAAACCUACCAUAACCUCUCCAAGAAGAGAGAGGAGACUAUAAGGAAUGAUUGAACUGCAAAAGCUCUAUCUGCCCCAGCCCCCUUCAUCCUAAAACUGCCACUACUACCCCCCAUCUCCCCCGUCGAGAGGAGAGUAGCAAGCUGGUCUUCAACCACCCUCUGUCCAAAAUACAAGGACGUACUCACAAAGCACUUCUUCAGCCAGCCUACUCUCCACACUUAUGCCAGUGACUAAUUCUGGGGGAGACGGAGGGACGAGUGUGAGUGUCUUUCUGUGUGUGUGUUAGUGUGUGAAUGCUUGGGGAGACGGCAUCAAACCAAAAUGAAAGAAGCCUGUUUUCCCUUUUUACCCAGAAGACCAGAUAACCUUUAUUUUUCUUUCUUUUUUGCCCAAAUACAUAGAAAAGUAUGAAGCAAAAGGUUUGUGAAUAGGUGGUCUAUCAUAGCACUUAGCAAGAGCGCCGCAGCUCGUUUUACCCUUAAUGCCAACGACUAGAAGAAAGGAGAAGCAACACUGGCAAAUAAAAACUGACAAAAACAAAGACAAAAAAGCAAUCUGCUUAGUGGCUUCUCUAUAUACUUAUUUUUUAACUUAACAUGGAUGUGAAGAUUUUUUUUCUUUCAAUCCUUCUUCCCUCAAGUUGGUGGGACCAGGAAGGAUGUCAAACAUGGUAGCAAAGUGAAGGGAAAUACAAAGAUUGAACUUACAAGCUGAUGACGGGUGCAGCAGUGAGAAGCGCCCGCACUCACCCUGUUUAUCAGAGUAAAUAUCACUGUUACAUUGCAUACUUUGAAAUCUUUAGCCUUGGUGUCUGGAAACACUCGACGUGUUUAUGUUCUACUGGGUCCAGCAGGGAGGAUCGCCAUCUCUCUUUGUUUCUUUUUUUUUUUUUGGUCCUUUUAUUUUUGUCUUUCGGAGGCCCUGCCAACCUGUGUGAAAGUGUGGCCACUGAGUGCCUGCCUGCUGCAGAGUGCAUCGCUCUGCAGCAGCCCUCACCCCAUCCUCCCGCUCGCUCGCUCGCUGCCUCCCUGCGGAUCCCUACGAGACUGGCUUCCCUCUUCUUCCUCCCUUUUCGGCCUCCAGGUCAAGAGCAGCUCUUUCAGAAACUGGCCCACCUGUAUUAAAAUUUCUACUACUGCUGCGCCAGAGUCUGUCCUCAGCAACCUCCAACUCCACUCUCUCUCUGUCUCUCUCCUGCAAGGAUCACUUUACCCAGAGAUGGAGGCAUUUUGUGUUUUUUUUUCUUUUGGUUUUAAUAUGCCAGUGUGCAUUUUUAUUUUAUUGUUGUCAUGAAGUUUGCUGAUAUUGUUGCUGUUAUCAUUGACGAUAUAGAUAAUGAUUGUUUUCUGAUGAUGAUGAUGAUUUCUUGGCUUUUUAAUAUCAGUCAUUAUGCAGUGUUCAGCUUCUCUCCUGCCCCUCCUUCUACCUCCGAGGCAAAGCGUAGUUUCAGAGGUACGCCUCAGCUCCUCAGCUGUGCAGCAAGGCCGUUCAUGGUCAGUGUUGGGUAACGCUGUUUAGAAAAGUAAAUCAUUAUGUUACAAGAUUACUGCCAUUGAAAGUGACUUGUUAACUGAGAAAAGUAGCCCAGUAGAGUAUGCUUGCAUUUCCAAAAGUUUAACUCUUUUGCUACUUAUCACAUGAGUUAAAGGUAUCAUCAAGAUGGCACAUAGCCUGCUGUUUGCCUGCUUUAAAUAUGUCCACUCUGCUGUCAUUCUGCUGCUUUGUUAAAGUCCCAUAAUUGUUAAAUCUGCAGCCAAAUAGCAGGAUUAAUGGAAGUUAUAACCAGGGCUAUCAAAACUAAUCGCAAAGAUUCUCAACUGAUGCAUAAUUUUCUUUCAAAUUGCAAUCAAUUGCAUGCUUUCUUGUCCUUUUCAUCACUCUUUAGUUGAGCCAUGUCAAUUUUUCCUGUAUUUUAAGAAGGAACUAUAUAGCAGGUUACUUGAAUUGCAGGACUUAAAACUUAAUCCGAGUUCUCUGAAGAUGUUGCUCUUAACUGGUUUUAUCUCAAGACCCACCACUUCCUGCUUUGCAACCGAAAAUUUUUUAUAAUGCCUCGAGCAGUAGUAUGAAAAAUUAGCAGUUUUGACUUUGGAUAGAACAAAAUAUAUGACUGAAAAAAGAGACAGACCAAAGCAAGCAUGUUUUUAAAAUCUGAUUCUUACAGAAGCCCUGGGAGUGCAAGCAUGCUUACAUUUAGUUUUCUUUAUUUCCCACUAGUUUCUUGAGGAAUUACCCUGCUAUCUUCGGAAAACCAGCUUCUUCAGAGAAAAGGGGAAGAAUAAGUCAAACUCUUGGGAAAACAUCUUAAAAUUGUUCCCUUUCAUAGGAUAAUAGAGUAAAAUAAAACUUUUGGAUGUGCAACUGCUUAUUUCCUCCAGUACAUCAUGAUUUUUCCUUAUUUUUUUUAAUUCCAAGCGCAUAUUUGCAACCCACUUUUGGGUCCAGACCCACCAUUUGAGAUCUAAAGUAUUACUUUCAGAUGUGUUAUCCCAAUGCUGACCAUGAUAGAAAAGGCCAGGGGUUUUUUUCUUUAUCUUGGAGUCAGGCAGAGAGGGUUGAGGAGUCAAAUCUAGUGUAAAAGGUCACGUCAGAGAGCGCGUCCCUCCGCCAUAGUGAGCCAGCUUCCUCUUCAUACCACACUCACAUCCUUCAGUGUUGACGGGCCUCACUCACACUGGUGCUUUAUGUUUAACUCUGGGAGCACUCAGUUACACUUAGAACCACCUCGACUGAUAACAGCCUUCCAUUUCUAUGCAAAGACCAGGAGGUGUUCGUUCACAGCCAUCUAGACAAACACAGCCAUCCACCACAUCUGCCAAUCUCUGCUCAGCUCUCAACCUUUAUUACCAGGCAGCUGCCCUUAAAACCCCACUCCCACUCUGUCUGAAGAGGCUCUCUUAUCUUGGAGUAACUCAAUGAUACUAAAUGACCUGCUGGAGGCACUAAAGGUUGGCGAUCAGUCUUUAGUCUUGUGCCAACUCGUGUACAAAUCUUCCACUUUGCCAUAUCCUCAUUUCUCUUAAACGUGACAGGACUCUUGCUGCAGGAGGCGUCAGAGGGGUGUACCAUGAAGCCUUUUCAUCUUACUCAGACUUUUUUUGAGUAAACAGGCUCAACAGAGCCUAAGGUUUGAGAUAUUAUGAAGUAUGAAGCUGGCCGUGUACUUCUAUUUUGGCUCAAGCUGUGCGUACCCACAGUAAAGGGGGCAUUUAGCACUUCAUUGGACGCUUCCUGCACACAGAAAGGAGCAUCGGCUCUAUGAUUGUUUCAGAUUAAGAAAAGAGAUGGGAAUAUGUCAACAAUACAGGAAAAAAUUGUUCUUUUGCAGCACUACAGCAGAAACACUGCAUAAAGUUACUGUGUUAAUUCCUUUUUUAACUAAUUGCUUGGCAAAGUGUUUGCACUUCUUUUUGAAAGUUUACACAGCAGAACUCUCAAGCUUUUACAAUUAUUAACAUAAAAUCAGCUGUAUAAUCAGGAACUAUAAUAAGAUUAUAUGGCCUUUCACACCAUAAAAAUAUGGGAAUACUAGAUGCAUGAUAUUGGGGUUUGCUGUUGUCUAUUAUGAUAUUUGCAAAUUCAUUUUUAACUGGUACGAUAAUAUAAAUGUGGUUCAAACCUUCAAACAGACGAUAAAGUUUAAGGAAUGAGGAUGAACAAAGAAAAAGACUUCAGCUGAUGUAGGUCUGUUGGCCCUGCGUUCAAGUCUAAUUUAUUUGUGGAGUUUAUUUGUACAUACUGCUGAUAUUUACAGCCUGUAAAGGCUGAUAUAGAGCCCAUAAAUACAUAUAGUCUCAGCCAAUCUAUGCUCAUAUUUACAGCCUAUAUAGGCUGAUAGUUUCAGCCGAUAUAUGAUAUUUACAGUUGAUAGAGGCUCAUAUAUGGCGGAUCAAUGCAGAUAUUUACAGCUGAUAAAGGCUGAUAUUUUUAGCCUGUGUAGACUGAUAUUUACAGCCUAUAUAGGCUGAUUGUAGCCAAUCAGCCUCUAUCAGCUGUGAAUACCAGCAUCCAUCUUCUGGUAUCUGCAGCCUAUACUGGCUGAUAUUUACGUCCUUUAAAGACUGAUAUUUACAGCCGAUCGAUGUAGAUAUUAACAGCUGAAAGAGGCUGAUAUGUACCACUUCUGAAGACUGAUCUUUAUAGCUUAUAUUAGCUGGUAUUUACAGCUGAUAGAGGCCAAUAUUUCAAGCUUAUAUUAAAUGAUACUUUAAUUCCAUAUAGGUGUAUAAUUACAGCUAAUAUAUGCUAUUUAAAGCCAAAAAAUUAUUGUAUUAGGAACCUAUACUGGCUGAUAAUUAAAGCUAAUAGAGGCAGAUAUUUACAGCAUACAUAGGCUGAUUUUUACAACAAAUACAGGCUAUUUACGACCUUUAUAGACCGAUAUUUACAGCGGAUAGAGGCCUAUAUUUCAAGCUUAUAUCAACUGAUACUUCAAGUCUUUAUAGGUGUAUAAUUACAGCUGGUAUAUGCUAUUAAAAGCCAAAAAUGCUGAUAUUUCCAAACAAUACAGGCUGAUAAUUAAAGCUGAUAGAUGUAGAUAUUUACAGCCAAUAUACCUGUUGUAAUGAGGUAAUGAACAUUGCAAGCUUUCAUCUACCAAUUGUGAUAUUGUGCAUCCUUUGUGACUUUUAAUAACUUUAAUAUAUGAAGUCAAAUUGAUUAAUUGAAUUGUUUCAGUACAUUAAAAUGUAAUGAGCACUAAAGUCUGGAUUAUAUCUAAAGACCAGUUAAUUUGAAUUAAGUGUUUCAUUUUAAAAACAUGUUGCAUAGACUUUUCAGGAAACUUAAAGUGAUUUAAAGUGCAUCAGGGAGGAGUCCUCUGUGAUGUGGAGCCUACAGUAUUUGUUUCUGUAACUGUUAGGCUUUGUUUUUUUGGCAUUACAUACCUAACUUUAAGAUUGCUGAAGUUUCCAUUAAUAUUUUCCUUAAAACAGAGAUCUAUACUGAACAUUCUCACAUAACAGUGAAUGAAAAUAACGGCACUUUACAGCCGGUUUAGAACCAUAGCUCUGAUUAUAAAAACCUGGUACUGACGGGGUUAACAGAGGUAAACUGAGCCAGCUUCAUGACAUAAAAUCUCUGACUUUAGGCUCUACAGACCUGUCUUUUCCGGCUUCGUGGUACACCCUGCCGGAGUAUGAAGGCAGGACAGAUGAAUGGUGCUGGUAUUUAACAAACUGGAAGUCUAGUGGAGAAGCGGACUGCAGGAGGAGGAGGAGGGGCUGGGGUGGUCCCUGUAUGUGUCUGUGCACUGUUUAUGGGUCACAUCGGGUACAUCUCUUUAAAAACCAAAAACAUCUUUUUUCUUUAUCAUCGAGGUUUUUUGCAAAAACUAUAAACUACAAAAAAAAAAAAAAGUCUGUUCCAGCUGUGCACUCCGAGGCUGUGACGCCUGUUUCUCUGCAAGCCGCCGCCUUCUCACCCCGCCGUCCUGGGCGGGGCAGCUGUAUCCAGGCGGUUCAUUCAUGGACCUCCGACCUGAAGGCGGCGCAAGCAGGUUCAUAACAACAGGCCGUUUCUGCACACCUGGCUUUGUCGGCGCAGAAAUGGGGACACACCUCAAGUUUGGUACCAAGUCUUAAAACUUUUUCGCACUCUUCCUGAGUCGACUCGCAUCAUUCAACAAAACAAUCACUAUUGCCUGUUGUCGUCUGUUUGUGUUUGUUCCUGAAAACCUGCAUUUACUCCACACUGGACUCGAAUCAAUGGACUGGCGUUGGAGUCAAACGGAGGACGAGGGCAGGUGACAGGGAGCGAGGGCGGGUUUCUGAUGUGCCCUGGAUUUCUUGGCGCAGCACCAGCACUAAGAGCCCCGCCCCCUUCCUCCCGCACCCCUCUCUACUCUUAUCUACCUGUCUAGUGUUGGAAAUCAAAAAUGCUUGCCCUGUUUUUUGAAGUCGCACGGACUCAGAGGCAACUGGAGCUCAAGCAAAACCUGCGUCUCAAUCAUGGAUCAGCCCUGAAAAGAGUCGAAUUAGCAGAUCUCUAAGGCCUGGGUUGAAUAUGCACAUGCUAGCUCAUAUACAUACACAACCACGAGUACAGAACGGCUGUGUUUGAGUAUAUGACUAGAUCUCUCUGUUUUCCCUUCAGCCCUUAUCGCCUGUGUAUCCUCCUCGACGUUAUAUUCCCCAGAAGACAAGAUCAUAAACAUAUCAGAGUAAUACAAAAUAAUGAAAACAAAUACUUGAAUCAAAAGAAGCGCCAAUAAUGUAAUGUGAACACUUUUUGUAGUGGUUUUUUGUCUCAUUCAUACACUUCAGAGAUUUUUGAUAGCAUCGGUUCAGCGUGAAUCAAAUUUGUUGAAAACAAAGAUCGAUAAAAAGGCAAAUUUACAUCUGUUGUAUUUGAGUGUUUGCACAAGGCUGCUUGUACUGUAUGUCGUACGAAUGACAGUUUAUUUAGCGUGGAAAUGUGCGUGAGAGCUCGUGAUUACAGCGGAUGAACAUCCGCCUUGUGAUUCUUUUCAAUUCAGUAAAUUUUUUUUUUUUUUUUUUCGCUUGUCGGAGAUAUAUUCUGAUGUUAAUUGUUACUAGCCUCUAGCGUUGCACUGAGUGUCGGCCUCACCCCUCAUCCAGCUAAAUGAACAACAUGAUACAAGUACUGAGGGGGGACGGGGACAGUUCAUGUGUAAAUGUUUACUCAAGGACUAAAAUAAGUGUGUUUUUAAAAAAAAAAUGUAAUGUUUAUCUACCUUAGUGGCUUUCAUUGUGGAAUAAUCCAAGAAAGUAUGGAUCAUAAUGGACCGUAUACCCACGGCGGCCACGCUCUUGUGACUUAGCACAAAGGGUGGGGAAUGCAAAUGCUGUCAUCAUGUCGUACUGUUAUUCUUGGGGUAAUUUGUCAUAGAAACGCCAAGAUUCUGCCUGAUGUUUUUAUUUUGUAAUCUCCUGACUGAAAAGGACUGUAAAGAUGUUGUGUACUGAAAAUCCAUUGGGAGAUUGGACCACAUUUCUUGUUAAAAAACAUGUUUGAGCUAAUGUAAGCACUCAGCCACAUCAUUCUUAACAUUGCAUAAUCAUGGAAAUGGUAGGAAAUGCCUGCAUUACGAUGCAUCAUCUCCUCCUCUUGCAGCGGUGUGAACUGACAGCCUUCAGACUGCUGUAGGGCGGAUCUUUACUAGCAGUUUCAACUGAUUUCAUUGCUAAUCUGUGGUCUGAACUGCGCUUAAGAAGUCUGGAAUUUUGAAUUGGCAGUCUAACUGGUGGAUUUCAACUUUUCCAUCAGUUUUAUAGCUCUCUUGUCAAACUCCACUGUUUUUUUUCACCUUCCUGUAUCUUUGAAAACUGCUGCCUCUGGUCAAAAUUUUGCACAAGCAUAAUGAUAAUAUUAUUCACUGAAUAUUUGUAGAGCUAAAGGAGAGGUUACUGUCAAAAUUCCACAAAAUUUCAACGUGCAUGAAAGCUGGAAGAAGCCUUCGAAAAAACAGAAAGCUUCAUGUUUUCCACUUAUGAGCUGCAUGAGUGUCACCUUUGAGUUAUCCGACCAUUCUAAAAGCGUUUCAGUCUUUUCCACAGAAUUAAAGGUCACAUAUUUUACCCCUAUUAGAAAAGUUUAUAUUGGUCUCAGAGGUCCCCAAAACAUGCCUGUGAAGUUUGUUGCUGAAAAACCGCUCCAGUAAUGGAUUGUUGUAUGUCU